Messenger RNA from Arctia plantaginis, 1605 nucleotides. The record is from the annotation of a GenBank genome assembly. NCBI's taxonomy places the organism in Eukaryota, Metazoa, Arthropoda, Insecta, Lepidoptera, Erebidae.
AUGUACUUCACGUCAAUAAGUUCACGUUUGCUACUUUAUGAUGUCAACAGUUGGGAUUUAAAAAAGUCUUAUUGUUGUUACGAAGGUAUACUGCGGGAUUUAACGUGGAGCGAUGAUAGCAAAUACAUGUUACAGGUGAACUCGAAAGGUGUGGUAGAGAUACUAAGCCCAACUGACAAUGACAUUAGAACGUUACAACAUAUACCAUUAAAGGACACAUGGUCAGCCAGUUUUCAUCGUGAUGGUCAUCGCAAUAUAGCCAUUGGCACCAGAAGUGGCAACGUGGUUAUAUGGGAUACAAAAAGCAAAAAUAUUAUUAAAACAUUUCCGACGCCAUCACAGCAGUCUAGUGUGAACUUUGUUAGUUAUAAUGCCAAGAAUACAAGCUUGGCGGCAUCCAUGCUUAAUGGUGAUGUUAUUAUUUAUGGUCUUGUAUCGAACAUUCCCGUGUUAACAGUAAAACUCCCCUCCUCUAGGAGCAUUUCAGCAAUGAAGUUCCAUCAUGAAUCUAGGUCAUUACUUGGUCUUGCUACUGACGAAGGCCAUGUGAUUAUGCGCGACAUAACUACUAACAAAGACAAAGCGUACUUUCAGAAUGUUCAUGGCUCCCCUGUUAGCGAUAUUGCAUAUUCUCUGAUUAAUAGAGAUGUCAUGUUAUCCACGGGGUAUGAUAAGGUUAUGCACGUGUAUGAUGUCAGGGUUCAAAAUGUUGUUUCGACACUGAAGACUUCGUAUGCUUUAACUUCGCUAGCGAUAAACGUAGAGAAUCAAGUGGCUUUCGGUACUAAGAAUGGAGUUGUAUUAGUGUAUGAUCUCAGAGACUUAACUAAUCCUGUUAAAGUAAUAAAAGGUCACGAAGAAGAAGUCCAUAGAGUUGCAUUCCAACCGAUUAGAAAAAAAAUAGGAUCUACUGAUAUUAGUCUUCGUGAAGACAACGAGACUACUAAUCUGUCGACGCACAAAAUUAAUUCACCGGCUCGAGGCAGGACAUCGGACAUGUUCUUAAUUACAGAUUCUCCACCAAGAAAUACCGAUAUUUCUGCUCAAGCCGGUGAUGCAAAAGCUGAUUCCUUUUUGGUGAUGAUGGGUCUUGAUAAGUCUCACGAAUGUAAUGAAGAUGGAGAUAACUCAGAACAGUUUGAACAGAAGAAGAGUGAUAAGCUAGAACUGCGGUAUCUACAACUAGAUCCAGAUAGUAACUUAAGUAAAGUAUCUACUCCUUUAAACAGCAGAACUACGGAGAACUUAGGAUUUCCAUCGCCUAUAAUUACGAACGGGAGUUCAGAAAAUAGACAGCUGUCCACCGCCGAUGUAUCGAAUGUAAAACCAUCUAACUCUAAUCAAGGCCUGAUCAUGGAUAGUCAAGCUGCUGACGACCUAAAAGAUUUUAUAAAAAUAACUCUAGCUGAUAUAGCAGAUGAUAAUAGGAAUUAUUUCCUACACAUUAUGAUGGCUUUGACCAAGCAGAAGCUAUAUUUAGAGAAGAAAAUAACAACCAUGAGUGAGCAGAUACAAAAUUUGGUCAACCAUCAAAAUGCUUUAGUAGAGACUAAUAGAAAGUUGGCGUUGGAAAUUGACCAAUUGAAAUCAAAGCAAAAUUAUUAG